Molecule: messenger RNA, 1759 nt
Organism: Phaedon cochleariae (mustard beetle)
Lineage: Eukaryota; Metazoa; Arthropoda; Insecta; Coleoptera; Chrysomelidae
Source: the annotation of a GenBank genome assembly
CCACCAGCAGCAUUUCUUCGUUUCGCGCAAAAUAAUAGAAACUCUCGAAAAUCUACCUCUGUCUACGCACCAACCUGCGAAAACCCACUUUCUGCAAUCCACAAUGACCUUAUCCCAUUAUUUCUUCCAUAAGUGUACCUCGCCUUCAUCUACAGACUAAUCGAGCAGAGAAAGUGUAUGUACAACGUACGAUGUUAGUGUGCAAGAAAAUGUGACUACAAUCACAUCAAGUUACCAGAACGGAAGGAAUCGCUAAAAUGCGAGUGUUCAAAAGGUUGAACCGCUUAGAAUGUCUACGCUGGUCCUACACUGUGCCCAUACUGUGUUAUCUAACGUUUUUCUUCAUGAUUUGGAUGUUAGCAGUGCCUCUGAAACCGAACAGGGCGAUAGUGAAGGAACUGAGGGUUGAUGUUCAUCCUGCCGAUUCCUUCGAAAUAAGGAUUAAAAACAGCAAUUUUAAUACCGACAAGAAGAACGCAGACGAUGAGAGCGACAAGAAUGAAUAUCUGAUCAACGCGAAUGAUGAAGAAAAUUAUAGAAAAGAUAAUUCUAAAAUAUUGAUGGAAGUAUUCGAAAAAGCGGACAAAAACGGUGAUAAAAAACUAGAUUCCAAAGAACUUUCUCAGUGGAUUAGAAGGAAAAUUGUAGAACACAUUUCGCUAGCCGUGAGCACAAACCACGAAUUAUUCACCAAAAUCGAUGUGAAUCCCAGAAAUGGAGUGAUUACUUGGAGAGAAUAUCACAAUUAUUUUUUGAAGAAGAGAGGUUUUAGCGACAAAUAUGUCAAGAAUCACGAUGAAAGACGACACAAAGGGCUACAAAGAUCACUUAAAGAAAGGAUCAUGAGAGACAAGGCUUCGUGGAUGGAAGCAGCGAGGUCCAAUCCAGACUCUCUCAACCUCGAUGAGUUCUUGUCCUUCACUCAUCCCGAAUCCAGUGCAGUAAAUCAGCUGGCACUGGUUGAUGAGCUCUACGAUAAAUUCGACCGAGAUGGAGACGAAAUGUUGACUGAAAAUGAGUUCGCCAUACUUCAAACUGAUGGAAACGGGGACGAGACUCUGAUAGUGCGUCAAGACGAAAACGAAAGAAGGGCGGAAUUCCGGAAGUCCAUCGACUUGAACGGAGACGGCCGAGCCGAUAGGAGGGAGCUGCUGCACUACGUGGCCCCCCAGAGCCCGCGGCACAGCGAGCACGAGGCCGAGGCCCUGCUAGCGCUCACCGACAACGAUCGCGACAACAUGCUGUCCUUGGACGAGAUGCUGGCCCACCCGGAUCUGUUUCUGAAGUCGAAGAUGGUCGAUACCGCCCGGAGUUUUCACGAUGAGUUUUGACUAACUAUUUACUUUCGGAUCUUGACAAAGUAGAUUACGAUAUGUUUCGGAAAUAUUUUGCGAUGACAUAAAGGUAUGAGAACGAUAUGCGAAGGAACAAAUACUAUGAAAGAAUCAUCAUCAGAUAUGGAGUAAAUAUAGAGGCCAAGACCAUGGGUAAUGUCAAAGGAAAUGAUGGAGCUCCUUGGUUUUAUUAUAUUUACUUUAUCUAUGUGGAAGCCGAAAUAACAUCCGUGCAAUUAUUGGUGAAGAUUUCUUGAGCUUAUCAGUUCUCACUGAAGACGAUGGAAACCAAGACAGUUGUUUUUCAGUUUUUCACUCAAUACAUGGUGAUUCAUAAUGAUUUGAACACAGUAGAAUGGUAGAAUCCUAUCAUAUUUUUAUGCAUAUACAGUGUGUCCAUUUAGUGCGUAAUUCUUCGAUAUCUC